Hirundo rustica (Barn swallow) is the source of this 1554-nucleotide messenger RNA. RefSeq names its product baculoviral IAP repeat-containing protein 5.1-like. The record is from RefSeq and is a predicted model, not a curated record. NCBI's taxonomy places the organism in Eukaryota, Metazoa, Chordata, Aves, Passeriformes, Hirundinidae. The coding region runs from base 14 to 643 and encodes 209 amino acids. The transcript has 4 exons.
CUCUCCGGGUGCAAUGUGUCACCAAUUAGCAAAGGCCUUAAAUGUGAGAGCAGGAGGGAGGCUCUGCCUCUCACUGCCUGCAGGCUUCGUGAUGGAGGUGCUCCUGCAAGAGCUCAGCUCAGCUUCCAAGCUCUUAACUGACUUUAAGGAGAUGUAUGAAUAUGAGGCCCGUUUAAAAACCUUCUCCAAGUGGCCCUUCCAGGAGAACUGCAAGUGCACUCCAGAGAAUAUGGCAAAGGCUGGCUUCAUCCACUGUCCAAGUGCAAAUGAACCAGAUGUGGCAAAAUGUUUCUUCUGCUUGUUAGAACUGACGGGCUGGGAACCAAAUGAUGACCCAUGGGAGGAACACACCAAACGCUACACCUGUGACUUUUUAUCCCUUCCCAAGCACUUUGAUGAGCUGACAAUGGAGGAGUACUACAUGCUGGAGAUGACACGGCUGAGGACCUUCAUUUGCAAGGUUGGGAGGAGCACAAUAAACUCUUUUCAAGAAGAAGUCGCAGCAACGAGGCAGAGGCUUGUGGAUUACUUUGGCUCCAGACCCCAGCUCCUGGCACCGCUGCCUCUCGGGGAUGAGGCAGCAGCCCAGGAGCCAGGAGGCUCAGCUGCUGGGCAGAAGGAGCCCAGGACAAGUGAACUGUGAACUCUGACUCUAAAAGUGUCUCCUAAUUUGGUGCAAACAUCCCUCUCUUAAUCUGUGUGCUAAUCUAAGUGUGUGUGAGGAGGUGUGUGUGCAGAAUUGCUCUCAGCCUCUCUGGAUCCGAGGAAGUGAGUACAGGCAGGUGGGGCCUCUUUCAUGAUGUGCUUUCUUGGUGUGGCUGGGUGGGGAAAUGAGAAUAGUCCCACUACCCUGCCAGUGUAUGAAAAAUGUCUAAGGAAAUACUCUUAUUCUGUUUUUUUAGCAAACUGACUUUUUUUUUUUUAAUAAAGAUUAAUAACUACUUCCUGUGAUCUGUUAAAACCUUGUACCUAGGCCAACUCAAAUCAGAACAGUUCUGCUUUAAAACACGUUCCAGCAAACUAAAUGGAUCUGUGUGUGUGCAGCAACUGCUUUAAGCACCUGCAUUAACUGCACUCCUGCUGUUGUCUUUCUAGAUCAGACAAAAUUGACACAGAUAAUGACAUCCAGCAAAACCAGCAGGUGUACUGAAUAAGGGUAGACACAAGGUGUGUGAGACAGUCUCAAGGAAGAGCGCUAGGGAUUUUGGUGUGCAACUGAACCAACAAAAGCUAAAGCCCUACUAUUCUGUUUUUACAAGUUCUUCAUUACAAUUUCAAACUCACCAGAGUUCUCUUAAAAUCUUAUUAAUUCCCAUUUUUGUUUAUGAGACACUACUGUUGUAGAAUAAAAAUGCAUGCUUGCAAAUAUUUCUGAUUUUUAAGAUGCAGACAAACCUUUCUCAGUAAGGUGAGAGUUUUGUACAAUACCCUGACUUGUCUUUCCACUCUGCAGGAAAAUCCUCAUGCUCGGGAUUCUAAAAAUAUGUAUUUCAAUAUUCUUAAAAACAUUUAUGAAUUCCCUAUCUUGAGAAUAAAUGAUCCCUUAACUUGGCA